GCUCUGCCCUGCCCUGCCCGGCCCGGGCCGCCCCCGUCCCCGAAGGGCGCCGCAGCGAUCGGGCGGGCGGUGCUGGCCGAGCCGCGAUCGCACCGCACCGGCUUCCUUCUCCUCCUCCUCCCCGUGCCCGCGCCGCCGCCGCGAUGGAGAUCGAGCUGCCGCCCGCCGCCCAGGACAUGAACUUGAUUGACAUCCUUUGGAGGCAAGAUAUAGACCUUGGGGCAAGGCGUGAAGUUUUUGAUUUUAGUCAACGACAGAAGGAGUAUGAACUCGAGAAACAGAAGAAACUUGAAAAGGAAAGAGAAGAGCAGCUCCAGAAGGAGCAGGAGAAAGCCUUGCUGGCUCAGCUGGAGUUAGACGAGGAGACAGGUGAAUUUGUUCCAGUUCAGCCAGCUCAGCGCAUUCAGUCAGAAAACACUGAGCCACCAAUCACUUUUUCACAGAGCACACAUACUUCAAAACCAGAAGCAGAGGCCUUGUCCUUUGAUGACUGCAUGCAGCUCUUGGCAGAAGCAUUCCCGUUUAUAGAUGACAAUGAGGCUUCUUCAGCUGCGUUUCAGUCAAUGGUUCCUGCUCAGAUUGAUAGUGACCCAGAGUUUAUUUCCCCUAAUCAAACUCAGCCACCUGAAUCACCUGGUAUAGUUCCACUUACUGAUGCGGAGAAUAUGCAGAACAUAGAGCAAGUCUGGGAAGAAUUAUUGUCCCUUCCAGAGUUACAGUGUCUUAACAUUGAAAAUGAUAACCUGGCUGAGGUAAGCACAAUCACAAGCCCUGAAACCAAGCCAACAGAGAUGCAUAACGGCUAUAAUUACUACAACUCAUUACCCAUCAUGAGAAAAGAUGUUAACUGUGGUCCAGAUUUCCUGGAGACUGUUGAGAGCCCUUUUCCCAGCAUUUUGCAACCAGAAGACAGCAGCCAGCUGACAGUGAACUCUUUAAAUAAUACAUCCACCUCAAGCCCUGAUUUUUGUGAGGACUUCUAUACCACCUUUAUUUAUUCAAAGGGGGACAGUGACAUAGCAACGACAAACACUAUCAGUCAAUCGCUUGCAGAAAUUUUAAGUGAACCUAUUGAUCUUUCUGAUUUCUCACUGUGGAAAGCUUUUAAUGGUGAACACUCAGGAACUGUACCAGAAUGCAACGAUUCUGACUCUGGUAUUUCACUGAAUGCAAAUUCUAGCGUAGCAUCACCUGAACACUCUGUUGAAUCAUCUGCCUGUGGAGAUAAGACUUUGGGUUGUAGUGAUUCUGAAAUGGAAGACGUGGAUAGUUCUCCAGGAAGUGUGUCACAGAGCAAUGCUAGUGUGUACCCACUGCAAUUCCACGAUCAAGUAUUUUCUUCUGUGGAGCCAAGCACUCAACCACCUGGCUUGCAAUGUACAAACACGCCAAAGAAAGACUCUCCUGCUGGUCCAGGCCACCCCAAAGCUCCGUUCACAAAAGAUAAGCCUUCAGGCCGCCUUGAAGCUCAUCUCACAAGAGAUGAGCAAAGAGCAAAAGCUCUGCAGAUCCCUUUUCCUGUAGAAAAAAUCAUCAAUCUCCCUGUUGAUGACUUCAAUGAAAUGAUGUCUAAGGAGCAGUUCAGUGAAGCCCAGCUUGCUCUUAUUCGAGAUAUACGCAGGAGAGGCAAGAAUAAAGUGGCUGCUCAAAAUUGCCGUAAAAGAAAACUGGAAAAUAUAGUGGAACUGGAGCAAGAUUUGAGUAACCUAAAAGAUGAGAGAGAGAAACUGCUUAAAGAAAAAGGAGAGAAUGACAAAAGCCUUCGUCAAAUGAAAAAGCAACUAACCACCUUAUACCUUGAGGUUUUCAGCAUGCUACGUGAUGAAGAAGGAAAAACUUACUCUCCUAGUGAAUAUUCACUGCAGCAAACUAGAGAUGGCAAUGUCUUUCUUGUUCCUAAAAGCAAGAAGUCAGAGACUAAACUUUGAAGGGCAGCACAGCUGGCUAGUGUUCUCCGAGUUACUAUUUUUGUAUCAUUAUCCUGAUAGCUUUUACUGUGAGGUGGAAUGCAGAAUUAGGUAAUAUUUUUCAAGUAAUUUCUAUGCAAUGAUGAUUUUAAAAUUAAUAAUUAAGUUUAAGGAAGAUGCAAGUUUAAUAGUGUAAUACAGAUGUAUGUAUGCAAAAUUUGUAAUCUCACUUUUUUAACAGGCAUUUCCUCCUUUUAGCACCACUUUGAGUAGUUUCCAUAUAUGUGUAAAUAUUUAAAGAUACCAUAUUUAUAUACUGUUUCUAUCUCUUGUUAUAGAUUUGAUAUAUAUAUAUAUAAAAUGAUUUUAGCCUCUAAAUAUAAUUUCUUGCAAGAUGAACAGUAUGGCUUCUGACACUUUAAAAAAAAUAAAUAUGCAAUAGCCUUUCCCCUUUUUCCCUUUUUCUUAUGCAUUUAUAUUUGCUUUAUAUUUAAUAUGAUUUUAAUUUAGUAUAAAAGUUGAUACUUACUGUUUGAUUUUGGUUUGUCUUACCAGUUCAUUAAACUUUUUUUCCACUCUACUUUGUAUGCAUUUAUUUCCCUAACGUAGAUGAUUUGCUGAUUCAGAUGUUGUCACUCGUUUUCCAAGGAUGAGUCUUCUUGCAGCAAAUAUGCUUAAUAACCAGAGAUGUAUCACACAACGUUGUCAUUGUUGUUAGUGCUUCAUCAUAAUUUUAACUCCUGUUUGGAAGGACUGUGAAAUACGAGUUUCAAGUGUAUGCUAAGUUUACAUAACUUGUUUUGCUCUUUGAACACUACUUUAAAAAGCUCAUUAUGAGAUCUUUCCUCCAAAGGCAUUAGAUAUAUGUGAAAUAAACCUUGUCAGCAUUAUGCAUUUUUCCAACUAAAAAUUCUGUAUGCUUUUCAGUAAUUGUUCUAGAAAUACAUUAUGCAUCUCUGAUCAGCAAGCAUUGUUUGUCACUGCUAGUACAUUUGAGGUCAUGGAAAGAGAUGUACUAACUUUGAGGCAACUGCACUAUUUAGAACCUGUUCUCAGCUAAUUGAAAAAUGUUGUGGAGUUUGAAAUUGAAAUAGGAUUAAAAAUUGGUCAAAUAAAUCUCAUUGAUUCAUUUACCCUUCAAAUGGACUCACUGUACUGAUGAUUGUGGAUUUUUAAUACAGAAAAUGCAUAAUUUUUAAUUUAAAAUACACAUUGAUCUGAACAUUAAAAACAUUUCUGUGAAACGUCUAAAAGGAACAUCUAAUCUGAAAUGUUUUUCUGCCACAGGUGCUCUGUAUCAUCUUAAGUAUAUUUUAUAUCUUAAAUAUUAUGCAUAAUUUCAUUCAAUAAACAUACAAGAUGUUCUGCAA
Messenger RNA from Oxyura jamaicensis (ruddy duck), 3277 nucleotides. RefSeq names its product nuclear factor, erythroid 2 like 2 (gene NFE2L2). The transcript is spliced from 5 exons. The record is from RefSeq and is a predicted model, not a curated record. Gene Ontology annotation, cellular component: nucleus. Gene Ontology annotation, molecular function: DNA-binding transcription factor activity, RNA polymerase II-specific; RNA polymerase II cis-regulatory region sequence-specific DNA binding. Lineage: Eukaryota; Metazoa; Chordata; Aves; Anseriformes; Anatidae. Gene Ontology annotation, biological process: cellular response to oxidative stress; regulation of transcription by RNA polymerase II. Bases 144 to 1928 code for a protein of 594 amino acids.